GUAGUUGACGUCGGCUGUGGUUUUUAGUUUCAAAUUAGUGUUAUGCGAUAUGCGUUAGUUCUAGUUCUAGUAACAAUCUGUUGUGGACAACCUGGUGUAGAAACAGCUGAUCCUUAAAUUAGAUCACGUUGAUACGUACACGGUCGUGCAUGAACCCCGACAAUAUUUAUGUAGUAAUUAGAAGUAUUGCAAAUUUUGUAAUUAUUUCAUCGUAUUUCUCUUUUUUAAUAAGAUGAUCACGGACGCUGGAGACAUCAUGAAGAUAGAAGUUGGGGAAGUUGAAUUCCAGGCAGUAGAGGCAGACACCAAGCUAUUUGAACUUGAUAACGCCUCGUGGAAAUUGAAUUUUAAAUAUGAUAAUGAAAACUCAAAAAAUUCUGUUUUGGAUAGGAUAAAAAGUGAGGCAGAAGAAGAAUUGAAAGUUGAAAAUUGUCCUGAUGACAGCGAGAAAUAUCCAGUUAUGGAAAUUACAGAGGAAUGUAUCAUCAAAGAUGAGUGUGAUAAUGAUGACGCAUUCUUAGGUACAAAUGCAGGAUCUGUUCCUGUUAGGGCUUCGAAUCAGGUCGCAAUGAAACAACAGCCUGUAGUUGACAAAAAAUCAAACCUUGGAUCAUUUUUUGGUCACAAUGGUGAUUAUUCUGCUAGAUCUAAGUAUCUUCUGAUUAGAAAUAUGAAAGGACAUAGAAAUCAGAAUAGUAAAAAUAUGCACGGUUCUAGCUAUGAUCGUUACACUUGCAAACAUUGUCAUGCGAAAUUCAUAACUAAAACAAAGCUAGAUGUACACGUGAUUAGAAAACAUCCAGAUUUUGUUGCAUCUGUUUCUAGUAAAAUACUUGAAGGUAAUUUUGCUAGUCAUAUGCUAAAACAUUCAGAGAUAGAAAAUAACUAUAAAUUCAGCUUAUGUAUUCACUGUAAGGCAAAAUUCAAAAGUAAAACGGCACUGAAUGAUCAUUUAAUCAAGAAACAUCCUGACUUUAUUGCAUCCGUUUCUAGUAAAAUACAUGAAUGUACACGUUGUGCUUAUAAAACAACCUUCACGACUAAUUUUGCUAGUCAUAUGCUAAAACAUUCAGAGACAGAAAAUAACUAUAAAUUUAGUAUAUGUAUUCACUGUUCGGCAAAAUUCAGAGGUAAAAUGGAACUGGAUAAUCAUAUAAUCAAAAAACAUCCUGACUUCAUUGCAUCCAUUUCUAGUAAAAUACAUGAAUGUACACAGUGUACUUAUAAAACAACCCUCAAGAGUCAUUUUGUUAGUCAUAUGCUAAAACAUCCAGAGGCAGAAAAUAAUAAAUUCAGCAUAUGUAUUCAAUGUAAGGCAAAAUUCAGAUCUAAAACGGAACUGAAUAAUCAUAUAAUCAAAAAACAUCCUGACUUAAUUGCAUCCAUUUCUAGUAAAAUAUAUGAAUGUACACAUUGUGCUUAUAAAACAACCCUCAAGAGUCAUUUUGUUAGUCAUAUGCUAAAACAUCCAGAGGCAGGAAAUAAUGAAUCCAGCAUGUGUUUCCACUGUCAGGCAAAAUUCAGAAGUAAAAGGGAACUGGAUAAUCAUAUAAUCAAAAAACAUCCUGACUUUAUUGCAUCCGUUUCUAGUAAAAUACAUGAAUGUACACAUUGUGAAUAUAAAACAACCAUCAAGACUAGUUUUGUUAGUCAUAUGCUAAAACAUCCUGAGGCAGGAAAUAAUGCAUCCAGCAUGUGUAUUCACUGUCAGGCAAAAUUCAGAAGUAAAAGGGAACUGGAUAAUCAUAUAAUCAAGAAACAUCCUGACCUUAUUGCAUCCGUUUCUAGUAAAAUACAUGAAUGUACACAUUGUGCUUAUAAAACAACCCUCAAGAGUCAUUUAGUUAGUCAUAUGCUAAAACAUCCAGAGACAGGAACUAUUGAAUUCAGCAUGUGUAUUCACUGUCAGGCAAAAUUCAGAAAUACUAUGGAUCUGGAUAAUCAUAUAAUCAAAAAACAUCCUGACUUUAUUGCAUCCGUUUCUAGUAAAAUACAUGAAUGUACACAUUGUGAAUAUAAAACAACCAUCAAGACUAGUUUUGUUAGUCAUAUGCUAAAACAUCCUGAGGCAGGAAAUAAUGAAUCCAGCAUGUGUAUUCACUGUCAGGCAAAAUUCAGAAGUAAAAGGGAACUGGAUAAUCAUAUAAUCAAGAAACAUCCUGACCUUAUUGCAUCCGUUUCUAGUAAAAUACUUGAAGGUAAUUUUGCUAGUCAUAUGCUAAAACAUUCAGAGAUAGAAAAUAACUAUAAAUUCAGCAUAUGUAUUCAUUGUAAGGAAAAAUUCAGAUCUAAAAUGGAUCUGAGUAAUCAUGUAAUCAAAAAACAUCCUGACUUUAUUGCAUCCGUUUCUAGUAAAAUACAUGAAUGUACACAUUGUGAAUAUAAAACAACCAUCAAGACUUAUUUUGUUAGUCAUAUGCUAAAACAUCCAGAGGCAGGAAAUAAUGAAUUCAGCAUGUGUAUUCACUGUCAGGCAAAAUUCAGAAGUAAAAUGGAACUGAAUAAUCAUAUAAUCAAAAAACAUCCUGAGUUUAUUGCAUCAAUUUCUAGUAAAAUGCAUGAAUGUACACAUUGUACUUAUAAAACAACCCUCAAGAGUCAUUUUGUUAGUCAUAUGAUGAAACAUCCAGAGGCAGGAAAUAACUAUAAAUUCAGCAUAUGUAUUCACUGUAAGGCAAAAUUCAGAGGUAAAACAGAAAUGAAUAAUCAUAUAAUCAAAAAACAUCCAGACUUUAUUGCAUCCAUUUCUGCUAAAAUACAUGAAUGUACGCAUUGUGAAUAUAAAACAACCAUCAAGACUUGUUUUGUUAGUCAUAUGCUAAAACAUCCAGAGGCAGGAAAUAAUGAAUUCAGCAUGUGUACUCACUGUCAGGAAAAAUUCAGAAGUAAAAUGGAACUGGAUAAUCAUAUAAUCAAAAAACAUCCUGACUUUAUUGCAUCCAUUUCUAGUAAAAUGCAUGAAUGUACACAUUGUACUUAUAAAACAACCCUCAAGAGUCAUUUUGUUAGUCAUAUGAUGAAACAUCCAGAGGCAGGAAAUAACUAUAAAUUCAGCAUAUGUAUUCACUGUAAGGCAAAAUUCAGAGGUAAAACAGAAAUGAAUAAUCAUAUAAUAAAAAAACAUCCUGACUUUAUUGCAUCUGUUUCCGGUGAAAUAUAUGAAUGUGCACAUUGUGCUUAUAAAACACCCUUUAGAAAUAAGUUUGGUAGGCAUAUGUUGAUACACUCAGCUCGGUAGAGUAACUAUAAAUUCAGCAUAUACUAAUGUAAAAUUCCAAAAUGGAGUGAUAAUAACGAAACAUAUGCAUCCGUUUCUAGCUCAUAAAACAACCGUCAAGAAUCAAUUUGUUAGUUAUAAUUUGUUAGAAAAUCAGAAACAGGAAAUAAUAUAAAUUCAGCAUGUGUAUUCACUGUAAGGCAAAAUUCAGAAAUCAAACUGCACUGAAUAAUCAUAUAAUCAAAAACAUCCUGACUCUGUUUUCAGUAAAAUAUAUGAUGAAGCGUCAUAUGCUAAAUCAUCCUGAGACAGGAAGUAAUUAUAAAUUCAGCAUAUUGCUGUCUUAGAGUUAUAAGGUUCUACGUGACAAUUUGGUACUUUUGUAAAUAAACGCUCUCAAAGUGCUAUGACAACCAGGCUUCGUAUUGUUCGGGUGCCAGGGUUCUAUGUUUCUUUACUAUGAAAAUAUAGGACGUUAUUUCAUAAAACUAUCCAGCAAUAUUAUAACUUAUAAGUUACAAAGUCCCAUGUUCUCCAUAGAACUUAAUGAUCUUAUGAUCUUAAUAUUUUCUCCUUUAAUAUUGCGCCAAAGUUGUAUGUGCAACAUAGACCUUUGUUGCAUUAUUCAAUGCUUAUUUUUGUGAAGGUCUUACUCUACAUAAAACUUUGCUCCUUUUGUUUAUGUUCUAAGAACGUGGCAGUGCGGGAUGUCUUUAUUUUAAAUAAUAUAUUUAACUUGGGUAAAAGUGACGAAUAUAGAGUCUGAUGAUGAAGAUCCUUUUGGUUAUCAUGGAAGAAAAUGUACAGAUAUAACAAGUGCUCUUUGUAAAAUUUUGUCGAAUUUAAUGAGGGAUCAUUCGAACAUAAAGCAUUUAACCGUAUGGAUGGACAGAUGUGUCCCUCAAAACAGGAAUUCUAUAAUUUCGUUUGCUAUCAGACAGUUUCUUUGCAAAAGGGUAGCCGAAAUAUAUAUAUAUAUAUAAAAUUCAUACCUAUAUUAUUAUAUGUCAUGAAUUGGUAUUAUUUUUGAUAUUACAUUUUUCGUGAUAUUUAAAAGUGCAAUAAAUUUUAGUUUAAUCAAAGUACUAUGUUUUUGGUAAAUUAACGCGUUGAGGAGCAACUUAUCAAAACGUAUCAUGUUCAUUGGAGGACAAAAGUUGGUUUGUUUCGGUUUUGGAACUAUUUUCAUCUCUUCUAUAAGUACUUAAACCCGAAUAAAUCAAAUAGCAUUACUUCUGUCUAAUUUGAGUACAAAAUAUGGGGUUUGCAUCGAAACACAUUAUGUCCGCAAGAGUUGUCACGUCAAAUCGCAUUAUGGUAUGCGGUCACCAGCAGGCAGCACAUUCACAUAUCAAAUCCAUCAUUAGUCGUUCGAGUUGGCCAACAUUAGAGUUCUGGGCGAAGACUGGUCGAUUAAAACCUUCAAGGACUUAACAAGCAAUUGAGGGCAUAAGCGAUAUGAAACGAAUUAUUUUACAAAAAAUAAAAAAACAAUGACUCUUUUGAUGCGGAAAUCAAACUCGAACCGACGUAUGAUUUUUACGACCAGUCAAAAGCAUUCAUUUCAAUAGUAAAGCGUGGUCGAAACCUUAAAACCGUACAAGAGCCAUGUGACGUUACACUUGUGAAUUCAAUCGCGAAAUAGUAAAAGAAUGAUGUUACAAAACUGCUCCAAGUAAGAUUUUGGGUCGAUUGGGAAGAUAACAUUCCGUUAUCAUCCUUAGCUUCCUUCAGUCAUGCCUUAAAUAUUGCGCCACAAAAUCCAGUUGGACACCGAAGCGAUGACAAGAUCUAUGAUCUAUGAUAGUUAUGAUUUCAAUGAAAAUGAUUAUUAGAAGCAUAGACCAAUUUAUAUGAAAACACCUUGCUAUGCAGGCUUAAAAUGAGCGAGAACAAAAAAUACAGCAGGUAUUUCGAUUAUUGAUUAUUCAUAAACUUACUAUAAAACUCGUUUUUCUCGAAAAGCUUAUAUUAGAACCUUAUAACUAAGCCAGUAAUAUGUGGUCACUGUUAGGCAACAUUCAGAGGUAAAAUGCAAUCGAAUAAUCAUAAAAUCAAGGAACACCCUGAAUGUAUUGCAUCCAUUUCUAGUAAAAUACAUGAAUGAGCAUAUUGUGCUUAUAAAACGGCAAUCAAGAGUAAUUUUGUCAUAUGUGGAAAUAUACAGAUUGGGUGUAAUGUGAUAUUCAAAAGGAAAUGGACACUGAAUACUCAUAUAGUCGGGAAAUAUCCUGAGUUUAUUUCAUCCGUUUCUACAAAUGUACAUAUAAAACAAAGUUGCUCUUGCUAAAUAUUAUGUGAAUAUAAUAAAUACAUGGAUUUUGCAAACAAAAUCGAUUGAACAAUCAUUGCAGAUAUUAUGUUCUAUCCAGGCACCGAGGUAACGCGAACGGGAAAUGUGUGCGUUUUAUACAGGCUGUCCGCAAAGUUGGGAUUUUACACAGCAUAUAGAUAAUGACAAAUAAACUGUUUUUCCUAAUAGCAUAUACACCAGUCUAAAGAUAACCUACAACAUCUCGAAAAUGAAAGGUGAGAAGGCAUCUUUAGGAUUGUCAUUUAGGUUUUUCGGGCUGUUGAGCCGUGGUCGGGUUGGAUUUGAUCCAGAGCUUUCGGCUACGUCUACGGUAGCCAUCUUCAGUGGCGCUGUCGGCAAGAGCGAAGUGCUCGGCUUGGCGGGUCGACUGAAACUGAUCGGUCAACUGGAUGGGCGUGGGGUUUUAUAGGCGAUCGGCAGACUGAGGAUUGAGCUGUGUGGUGGGGGUACUCUGGGUCCCUUGAGUGACGUGUUUUUGCGCUGUUUUUUAGAAUUGGUAACGUUUUGUUAAAAGCAAGGCCUUCUUCUUUUCUACUGAAAUUAUCAUUCUGUUUCUAGAUUUCAAUUAUUGCGUCUCUGUACAAUUGGGCUGAGUAGUGGGUGGAUGUUGAUAGGACUGCAGUUUGGUCGAACAGAACAUUGUGGCCGUCUUGGAGUGCGUGUCCGGCCACCGCUGAUUUAUCAGUUUGUCCCAGUCGACAGUUUCUUUCAUGCUCCUUGAUGCGUGUUUGAAAGCCGAGCACUUCGCUCUCGCCGACAGCGCCACUGAAGAUGGACCGCAGAUGUAGCCUAAAACUCUGUAUCAAAUCCAACCCGACACGGCUCAACACCCCGAAAAACCUAAAUGACAUUACAAUUAGCCGUGAAAGCCUUCAUUUUUCAAUUUCAUCUUUGGGAUUGUUAGCAAUUUUAUUGAGGGUUCCAAUGAUUUGUAUGCCUGGAAUACCGUCCAAAGCUUCUAUUUGUAGACUAGCCUUAUGUAGAUAUCUAAUGGAUUUGUAUUUGUUUUUGACUGACGUAAUGCGUAUGAGUGAAUAUCGUUAGAAAGAGAUAGAAGCAUCACGUUGCUUAGUAACACGAGUGACGAGGCGGCUUGCCGUGUUCCCAUCGGCGCACUCUUUCUAAUAUACGCAUUGGACGAUUCUCUAUCGUACACGUCAGAGGUAUCGAGUUUUCAGUAUAUGGAUUUCACUGUAUAUUAUCAUUCGAAGUUAAAUAAAAUAUUAGUGAUACUGUG
This is a messenger RNA of Acanthoscelides obtectus, 6768 nucleotides long. The record is from the annotation of a GenBank genome assembly. Lineage: Eukaryota; Metazoa; Arthropoda; Insecta; Coleoptera; Chrysomelidae.